AUGCUUUACCAAUCUGUCCUCGUCAGCUUCGCUUUCUCUCAGCUCGUUGCUGGUCACGGUGCUAUCAUCAAGGCUGUUGGUGACAUGGGAGGCAGCGGUACAGCCAUCGGCAUUGACUCUGCUACACCCCGUGACGGAGCGACGCGAAACCCCUUCCAGGCCGAUGCCACUCGCUUCAAGAACAACAACGUAGACGCUUGUGGUGAGACCCUCGGAGGCGGCCCGAACGAUCCCAUGACGGGAAUGGCCAAGGUGGUGUCCGAGUCCAAUGGAAUGCCCAUGAUCUCGGCUGGAGGCAUGGUCAUGAUGACUCUGCACCAAGUCAACGGAGAUGGAGCUGGUCCCUACUCGUGCAUGAUCGACUCUACCGGCAUGGGAACAGGUGGAUGGACCAAGAUGGAGGUUGUCGCCAAUGUUCCCGGCAAGAACUCUCGUAGCAAGGCCAAGGCCGAAGACUUUCCCCUUACGGCCAAGGUCGCAGCAGACCAGACUUGCACAGGAAGUGUUGCUGGUAUGGACAACAUCUGCAUGGUAAGAUGCAAUAACCAAGCCAACGCCGGACCAUUCGGAGGCUGUGUGCCCGUGCAAAUGAUGAGCCCAGGAGCAGCUGGUGGAGACAAGAACUCUACGACCGAGGCAGCACCCAAGGCAGCAACUGAAGCAGCACCAAAGGAAGCUGGAAAGGAAGAACCGAAAGAGGCUGGAAAAGAAGCCGGAAAGGAAGCUGGAAAAGAAGCACCAAAGACAGCCAGAAGCUUCAAGGCAUAA
This is a messenger RNA of Blumeria graminis f. sp. triticale, 768 nucleotides long. The record is from the annotation of a GenBank genome assembly. NCBI's taxonomy places the organism in Eukaryota, Fungi, Ascomycota, Leotiomycetes, Helotiales, Erysiphaceae.